Messenger RNA from Fusarium venenatum, 354 nucleotides. Lineage: Eukaryota; Fungi; Ascomycota; Sordariomycetes; Hypocreales; Nectriaceae. The record is from RefSeq and is a predicted model, not a curated record.
AUGCGCAUAAUCCUCUACAACAAUACCACACCCGAGGAACUAUCAGAGGUCAAUGUCCUGCUUAGCGAGACAUUCUUAGAUGCUAUUAUGCAAUUCUCACAGAAACACGGUAUUCCACUGUCAUCCAUUGAUACCGUUGGCUUUCAUGGCGAGACCAUCUGGUUGCUCAGUAUCCCAGAGGAGGGGCAAAUAAAAUCUGCCUUGUCUAUGGCAGAGGGUUGCUUUAUUUCUUCUAGAACUGGAAUUACUACGGUUACUGAUUUCCGUGUCUCGGAUCAGGCCGCUGGUCGUCAGGGAGCUCCUCUCAUCGGCUUCUUCGACUCUCUGCUUCUUCACCACCCCACCAAGUUUUAA